This is a messenger RNA of Cuscuta campestris, 1676 nucleotides long. The record is from the annotation of a GenBank genome assembly. Lineage: Eukaryota; Viridiplantae; Streptophyta; Magnoliopsida; Solanales; Convolvulaceae.
ACAGAAUCGGUUUUUAUUAUUUUAAAAAAACCCUAGCAUCUAUCAGUUGAUUAAUGUUAUUUUUUCUUGAAGUUUUACUAAGAUUUGUGUUUUUGCUCUGGUCUUUGUUGAAUCUUUAAUUCGAAUCUUCGGUUUAAUUAGAAAACUUACGUCUUUGUUCAUGCUAUUUGUGACUCGGUUUUUUUGUUGGUCAUUGUUUACAUUUGAAUUUUUUUUCUUCUUAAUUUAUCAAAUCAGUUUUUAUGCACCCUCCUCCCUACCCACUCUAUUUUGUACUCCCUCCGUCCCUCAUAGAUCUUCUCAAUUGCCUUUUUUCUUUGUCCACAAUAGAUCUUUUCAUUUCAUUUUUUAACAAUUAAAAUACCACAACUACCCCCACUUACUUUAUUUAUUACACCUCACCCACCUCAUUUAAUACACUCCACCCAUUUUUCAUUAAGGGUAUUAUGGUAAACUUUCACCUUUUUUCAACUCUCCUUAAAAACCACCAAAAGUCAAAAUGAGAACAUCUUAGGGGGACAGAGGGAGUAUUUUUUUAAAUGUAAAUGUUGUUUUUUUUUUUUGAAAUAUAUGAUCACAUUGCUUUUCAUACUUGCAGAUGCAUGAUGCAUUUCGCGGUCCUGCUUUUCUGACUAAAAUAUUGAGGCAAUAUCACUCUAACGGGAUCGAUCCAACAAAACCAUUAAGUAUAAUCAACCCGUGGGUAGUUAAAGAGCCACGUGAAGCGACAUUGAUGAGCAAUCUAUCAACUACUCGUGAAAUACUUGGACCCGGUAUGAUUCUCCUGAAGAAUUUCAUCAGCGUCAAGAACCAGGUUGAUUUAGUGAAAUUAUGUGAAAUGUGGGGUUUGGGUCCCGGGGGCUUUUACAUUCCCAGAGACCGAAAUGGAGAAAAACUUCGACUACAAAUGAUGUCUUUCGGGCGAAACUGGGAUCCAGUAACAAAGUAUGAGAAACCUUUUAGGAGUGAUGGUUCUAAACCACCACCACUUCCAUUUGAACUUAUUUCGUUGGCUGAAAGCGCGAUUCAAGUUGCUCAAGCCCAUCUGGACGGACUUCCUUUAAUGCACCCAGACAUUUGUUUAGUCAAUUUCUAUUCACCGGUCUACGGUCGACUUGGCCUUCAUCAGGAUUGCGAUGAAAGCUCCGAAAGUCUACAAAGAGGGUUGCCGGUGGUUUCGAUGUCUAUUGGGGACUCUGCAGAAUUCUUGUAUGGCCAUACCAGAGAUGCUAGCAAGUUAGACAGCCUUUAUUUGCAGUCAGGUGAUGUAUUGAUAUUUGGUGGCAAGUCUAGACUCAUAUUUCAUGGGGUGAAUCGAGUCUAUCCACACACUGCUCCUCAGGCAUUCAUAGACCAAAUAGCCCUUAAACCUGGCCGUCUAAACCUUACUUUUAGGCAAAUUUGAUCAUAUGCUCUUAUGCAUAUGUACCGUUUAGCUUCUUUCUUUCUUUCUUUCUUUCUUUCUUUCUUUUUUAAUUUAAAAAAUCUCUCUUCCUUGGGAUCUUGUGGGCAAUCUCAUCAUGUUUCUGCUACUGAAAUAAUUGCCCAACAUGCCAUAUUUUGUGCCUCUGUAGUAAUGUUUUUUAAGGUUUAUUUGAUGUGUACACUAUUGUACUCCCCCACUUCAUUAAUUUCUUUUUCAGAAUGAUUCUUUCUAAUAAAGCGAGUAUUUUUUU